This is a messenger RNA of Fusarium musae, 1386 nucleotides long. RefSeq lists its product as uncharacterized. Gene Ontology annotation, cellular component: endoplasmic reticulum membrane. Gene Ontology annotation, molecular function: fatty acid elongase activity. Gene Ontology annotation, biological process: fatty acid elongation, polyunsaturated fatty acid; fatty acid elongation, saturated fatty acid; very long-chain fatty acid biosynthetic process. The coding region runs from base 1 to 1386 and encodes 461 amino acids. The record is from RefSeq and is a predicted model, not a curated record. The transcript is spliced from 2 exons. Lineage: Eukaryota; Fungi; Ascomycota; Sordariomycetes; Hypocreales; Nectriaceae.
AUGGCCGAGCACUUCCAACUGCUGCGCUCGACGCCAGAUUCGAGCCUCUUCAGCUUCCCUCCUGCAAAUGCGCCAGCCCCCAUUGCGCCCAUCGAGGUUCCAACAUCAAUCUUACGGCCGUUCAAUAUCCCCCAGCAUAUCUUUACUGGUGCUCUCGAUGCCAAGGUCCCCCUGACCAUCGCUAUUCUGUACGCCGUGACUGUUAAGAGUCUCAACAUCUACAACAAGUCCAACGGCAAGAAGCCAUGGGCCAUCAGCAAGACUCGUCCUUUCUUUGCCUUCGUGGUUCUUCACAACGUCUUCCUCUGUGUCUACUCUGCUUGGACCUUCUGGGGCAUGCUUGCUGGUAUGAAGAGGAGCAUUGCCAACCCCACUGGUCCCCAGGGUCUAGCUGGUAUGGCUGAUAGUUUCUGUCGUCUCCAUGGGUCCUCUGGUCUCGGAAACUCCGUCUACUAUAACGAAACCACAAGCUCAUUUGUGUCUUCGGCCGAGAACGCUGCUAUCGUUGAUGGUUUGCCCAGUGGAACUGUUGGGGGUCGUCUUUGGAACGAGGGGCUGGCCUACUAUGGCUGGAUCUUUUAUCUCAGCAAGUUCUAUGAGGUCCUCGAUACAUUCAUCAUUCUAGCCAAGGGCAAGCUUAGCUCUACCCUCCAGACAUAUCACCACGCCGGAGCCAUGCUUUGCAUGUGGGCUGGUAUGCGUUACAUGUCUGCACCCAUCUGGCAGUUUUAUUUCUACUACACCCUGACUGCCUUCAACAUCAGGGUCCCUACUCCCGUCAAGCGCACCCUUACCUCGAUGCAAAUCACACAAUUCCUUGUCGGCGCAAGUAACACUGUGGCCCAUUCUUUCAUCUCUUACAGGGUUCCGGUCACCGUACUUCAGAAACUCUCCGCUCCAGUCGGCGGUACCACAGCCGCUCCUGAUGCCAGCCAAGAGACCGUUGUCGACGGCGCAGUCGAGUCCCUCAAGAAGUUCAUUUGGGGUGCUGGUGAGGGUGCCGACCCUAUUGCCUCACAGGCCGUCAGUGCUGAGGCCUUUACUGCGGAGACCCAAUACAUCACUCAGCCAUGUAUUAUGACCACUGGCGAGACCUUUGCUAUAUGGCUCAAUGUGUUGUACCUCGCUCCUUUGACUUACCUUUUCGUCAGCUUCUUCAUUGCCAGCUAUGUCAAACGAAGUAACGCUGCCAGCAAGACCUCUCACAAGGGAGCUCACGAUGUCAACGCAAACAUUGCUCUUGCCGAGAAGGCUGGCUGGGAUGCCGCCAAGGGCAUCGAGAAGGAAAUCUACGAUGGUGCCAACAUGGCUAAUGGCUCCUCUGACGAGGCCUCACGCUCCUCGACACCCAAGAAGGCCAAUGGUAAGCCACGACGAAAGGCUUAA